AUGACCUCGAAUCUGGCUUUAGCAGGUUACGUCUUGGUUCCGGCGACCGAAGCACAGGACCUCGUGGCUACCGAGCGCGAGUGGGUCGAGUGGGGCCAACCCCUAUUGACACAAGAUCAGUUCAUCACCCGCGAACAGAGCGUUCUUGGCUCUUCAGAUUUUUCCACCACCCGCCGACAGCGAUGGGUGCUCGUACCUGCCGACGAUACCAUGACUCUAGACUUCUUGGCUGGCUGCGAAACAUAUCGGCGUCCCAUCAUCGUCAAGAGACCUGGGCAGGAGCACGUGAAACGAGCGCUGUCGUAUAGUGUGUGCUCAGUGUUUGUUCCAGAGAACAAGCGACGCUGUGGAUACGCUGCAAAAAUGAUGACACUGCUACAGCAUCAACUGAGUCCGCAGGGUCAAGUGCCUAAGCUCUUGGACGAGCAGAAAGGAGUCAAAGUCGAAAAGAGUGGGGCACUCGUGGUCGAUUUGGACGCGGGCCACGAGGGCGAGUUCAUGGACGGUGGCAAGUAUGGAGGCAAUGCGACUUGCUCGUUCCUGUACAGCGACAUUGACGACUACUACUCGCAGUUUGGAUGGAAGGUUGUGGGAAACCGUCAUGUCGAGUGGCAGCCUUUUUCUGACGGAGAAAAGCCUGCUGCGCUGCUGAAGGGUGCAAAGUGGCUCCAACCGGAACAGCUUGUCGAGCUUGGCCGACUUGAUCGCCAGAAUCUCCUCUCUCAGCUGCAGAACACUUCCGCUCAAACCGAUGCGAUCCGAUUUUGCCUCGACGACCCUGAAGCAACUUCAUGGCGAUGGCUCAUCGCACGAUCCAACUUCUACGCAACCACACUUCUGCCCAAAUCAGCACCGAAGCCAACGUACUUUGGGCUCAUGCUGCCAUCGUCAGCCGGGAAGGAGGCGGACGCGUCGUAUGUGGUGUGGAUGUUUGACCACAUCGAACGCAAAGUAGCUGUUCUGCGACUGAGAUUCACUUCUGCUACCGCUUUCGCACAACUGGUGGGCACAGUACGGCAACAGGCAGCCGAGUUUGGCAUGAAAAAGUGCGUCGCUUGGAACAUCGAUUUCGCUAGCUUGGGCGUGGACCUUACCAAGGAAGAUCAGGAUCAGCUCGGACAGGGCGAAAGGCUGGACAGGUUUGCAGGAGCGUUGCAGGGCGGUGUGGUAGUAGAAAGGAAAGGUAAGAGCGCCAGUCUACCUGCAUUGGCGUGGUACGGCGACAAGGAGGCCGGCGAGAGGAUCGAAUGGGUCUGCAACGAGUAUGGCUGGUGGUGCUAG
Molecule: messenger RNA, 1281 nt
Organism: Sporisorium graminicola
Lineage: Eukaryota; Fungi; Basidiomycota; Ustilaginomycetes; Ustilaginales; Ustilaginaceae
Exons: 1
Coding region: 1-1281 (426 amino acids)
Source: RefSeq, a predicted model, not a curated record